Molecule: messenger RNA, 5300 nt
Organism: Schistocerca americana (American grasshopper)
Lineage: Eukaryota; Metazoa; Arthropoda; Insecta; Orthoptera; Acrididae
Gene: PMCA
Product: plasma membrane calcium-transporting ATPase 2
Exons: 25
Coding region: 359-3979 (1206 amino acids)
Biological process (GO): regulation of cytosolic calcium ion concentration; calcium ion transmembrane transport
Cellular component (GO): intracellular membrane-bounded organelle; membrane
Molecular function (GO): ATP hydrolysis activity; ATP binding; P-type calcium transporter activity
Source: RefSeq, a predicted model, not a curated record
GCAGCGUUCAGUUGGGUUAGUUGGUAGUGGCGGUGGUCGUGAGGUUUGUGUGAGGUGGUGUAAGUCAUCGACUUCUAGGAUAAUUGAGGCGGAGCACCGGCCUACUCUUCUGAACGCUGUCUGUGGCCAGCAUUUCAUAUAGAAGAAAUUUGAUGUCCAUCUCGUUUCACUACAGAUUCCAAAACACAAUUUCCCGAUGACUCGAAGAUAAGGAUUAGCUGCCACAAGAUCAGGGGAAAACGAUGAUGCGUUCUUGAAAAUAAAUCCGUAUGGCUUAAAAGGAGCUACUGUUUUCAAGAGAGCUGUGUUCCACAGAUUUUGAAUUAACCCGAAGGAUUGUGCUCAGACGCAAACGAAGAUGGCUACUAUCGACGGGCGGCCGGCGCAGUACGGCAUCUCGCUGAAGCAGCUGCGUGACCUGAUGGAGCUGCGUGGCCGUGAGGGCAUUGGCAAGGUCAACGAGCUCGGCGGGGUUCAAGAAAUCUGCAGGAAGCUCUACACCUCUCCCAGCGAAGGUCUCAGUGGAUCAAAGGUAGACAUUGAACACAGGCGAGAAACAUUUGGUUCAAAUGUGAUACCGCCAAAACCACCUAAAACGUUUCUGCAGCUUGUUUGGGAAGCUCUUCAAGAUGUCACUCUUAUCAUUUUGGAGGUUGCUGCUUUGGUAUCACUUGGUCUUUCUUUUUAUCAACCAUCAGAUGAUGGAUCUGCACAUUUUGAUGAAGAUGAAGCAAAACAUGGCUGGAUAGAGGGUUUGGCCAUUCUCAUCUCUGUAAUAGUAGUGGUGAUUGUGACAGCAUUCAAUGAUUACACAAAAGAAAGACAGUUUCGGGGUCUACAAAGUAGAAUUGAAGGUGAACACACAUUUUCUGUGAUAAGAGGUGGUGAAGUUAAGCAAAUUUCUGUUGGUGAUAUAGUUGUAGGCGACAUAUGCCAGGUGAAAUAUGGGGAUCUCCUUCCAGCAGAUGGUAUUCUUAUACAGAGCAAUGACCUUAAGGUCGAUGAAUCUUCGUUAACGGGAGAAUCAGAUCAUGUGAAAAAGGGCGAGUCAUUUGAUCCCAUGGUAUUAUCAGGAACUCAUGUAAUGGAAGGCAGUGGCAAGAUGUUGGUAACUGCAGUUGGUGUAAACUCCCAAGCUGGUAUAAUUUUCACCCUUCUGGGAGCUGCUGUUGACCAACAGGAGGCAGAAAUAAAGAAGAAGAAGAAAGAAGCUAAGAAACAGCGGAAGAAGAAGAGCUUGACAGGAGCUGCUGAAGAACCUGAGGCAGCACCUGUUACAGGAAACAGCCACGUGAGUGUCCCAGCUGCACAAAUUACAGACAGAACAGCCAACAAACACAGUGCUGAUGUUCCUCCACCUUCAGAGAAUCACGCACAGGCCCCACCGCCGGAAUCUCACAAGAAAGAGAAAUCUGUACUUCAAGCCAAGUUGACAAAACUUGCAAUACAAAUAGGAUAUGCAGGUUCUAGUAUUGCUGCUUUGACAGUGGUAAUACUUGUUGUGCAGUUCUGUGUUAAAACAUUUGUUUUUGAAAAAGAAACAUGGAAGACAUCAUAUGCUAAUGAACUUGUUCGACAUCUGAUCAUUGGUGUUACCGUGUUGGUUGUUGCUGUACCUGAAGGGCUUCCACUUGCUGUAACCCUGUCACUGGCAUACUCUGUCAAGAAAAUGAUGAAAGACAACAACCUGGUUAGGCAUCUUGAUGCCUGUGAAACUAUGGGAAAUGCUACUGCAAUUUGCUCUGAUAAGACAGGCACUCUUACCACUAACAGGAUGACAGUGGUACAAACAUAUAUAUGUGAAAAAUUAAGCAAAACUUUACCAAAAUUCUCUGAUAUUCCAGAGCAUGUGGCCAAUCUAAUGGUUCAAGCUAUAUCCAUCAACUGUGCCUAUACCUCACGUGUAAUGCCACCAGAUGAACCUGGAGAAUUGCCAAAGCAAGUUGGAAACAAGACAGAGUGUGCUCUUCUGGGAUUUGUUCAAGCCAUGGGCAAAAAUUACCAGACCGUAAGAGAUGACACACCAGAAGAGGUGUUCACAAGGGUGUACACCUUCAAUUCUGUGAGGAAGUCGAUGAGUACUGUGGUACCAAGACAGGGAGGUGGUUAUAGACUCUUUACCAAAGGAGCUUCAGAAAUAAUGUUAAAGAAAUGUGCAUUUAUCUACGGUCGUGAUGGACACCUGGAGAAGUUCACUAGAGAAAUGCAAGAUAGGCUUGUGCGACAGGUGAUAGAACCCAUGGCAUGUGAUGGUCUUCGUACCAUCUCCAUAGCGUAUAGAGAUUUUGUGCCAGGAAAGGCUGAAAUAAAUCAAGUUCACAUUGACAAUGACCCUAAUUGGGAUGAUGAGGAAAAUAUUGUCAACAACUUGACUUGCUUGUGUGUCGUGGGGAUUGAAGAUCCUGUUCGACCUGAGGUACCAGAUGCCAUAAGGAAGUGUCAGCGAGCUGGAAUCACUGUUCGGAUGGUGACUGGUGAUAAUAUAAACACUGCUAGGUCGAUAGCAUCGAAAUGUGGAAUUAUAAAACCCGGUGAUGACUUCCUUAUUUUGGAAGGCAAAGAAUUCAACAGGAGAAUAAGAGACAGCAAUGGAGAGGUUCAGCAACAUCUAUUGGAUAAAGUGUGGCCUAAGCUUAGGGUUUUAGCAAGGUCAUCACCAACAGACAAAUACACUCUUGUCAAGGGUAUUAUCGACAGCAAAAUAAGCGAUAGUAGAGAAGUAGUUGCUGUGACAGGAGAUGGAACUAAUGAUGGUCCUGCAUUGAAGAAGGCUGAUGUAGGAUUUGCCAUGGGUAUUGCUGGAACAGAUGUUGCAAAAGAAGCUUCAGAUAUCAUUCUGACAGAUGAUAAUUUCAGCAGUAUUGUCAAAGCUGUAAUGUGGGGCCGCAAUGUGUAUGACAGUAUAGCAAAGUUCCUACAGUUCCAGCUUACAGUUAAUGUGGUUGCUGUCAUUGUCGCUUUUAUAGGAGCUUGCGCUGUCCAAGACAGUCCACUCAAGGCUGUGCAGAUGCUGUGGGUGAAUCUGAUUAUGGACACACUGGCUUCAUUAGCUCUAGCAACAGAGAUGCCUACACCAGAUCUGCUUCUCCGGAAACCUUACGGAAGAACGAAACCUCUUAUUUCUAGAACAAUGAUGAAAAACAUUUUAGGCCAAGCAGUGUACCAGCUCUCUGUCAUUUUUGCACUCCUUUUUGUAGGAGAUAAAAUGCUAGACAUUCCAACAGGAAGAGAUUCACCCGUUGCUAGUCAACAUUUUACCAUUAUAUUUAAUACGUUUGUCAUGAUGACUUUAUUCAAUGAAAUAAAUGCUAGAAAAAUUCAUGGUCAAAGGAAUGUGUUUGAAGGAAUUUUUACAAAUCCAAUUUUCUACAGCAUUUGGAUUGGAACUUGCCUUGCUCAGGUCGUCAUCAUCCAGUUCGGAACAGUUGCAUUUUCUACUGCCAGUUUGACACUGGAACAGUGGUUAUGGUGCCUGUUCUUUGGGGUUGGGACUCUUCUCUGGGGCCAGCUAGUGACCACGAUACCAACUAGAAAAAUUCCAAAAAUACUGUCAUGGGGUCGUGGUCACCCAGAAGAAUAUACGGAGGCGAUAGCUCUUGGUGAAGAGAAGUUUGAUCCUGAUUCUCAGGAUGGCAAGAAGCCUCGUGCAGGCCAAAUUUUGUGGAUUCGUGGCCUUACAAGAUUACAGACCCAGGUGAUAGGUGGUGAGUUGCAAGAACGUUUGAUUCCGGUCCCCUACAGCAAGAGCUCCACUGACCAAGCUAUAAGAGUGGUUAACGCUUUCCGUCAGGGCCUAGAUGCUCGAUACAGUGACAACCCCACAUUGGCUGAAGUUCUGCGGAAGCAGUCAUCACUUAGCAAGCGGCUUUCUCAGACAUCCUCCAUAGACUAUGCUGAUAAUGUGAUGGAUGAACUGGCAAUCCCAGAAAUUGAUGUGGAACGUCUUUCAUCUCACAGUCACACCGAGACUGCAGUUUAGUCAGCUCAGUGUCUGUGUGUGCAAUCACGUGUCUGCAGCAGAAUGAAGAGAGGUGUUAAAGUUGCCUGUGUUCUGUUACGUCGAGGUGCAGUGUGCUGCACAUUUCUCAUCUGUAACUGAGAUGUGUGUACUUCAGCAGGGAGGAAGGGGGGGAAAAGCAAGGAAUCAGUGAAGUGGUAUCAUUUUUACCAUAAUUUUCUUUAAAUAUAUGUUCACUUACUGAUACAGAUAAUGCAGGAUGAUGAUUCCUGCUUGUUUUUCUCCAUGUGUGUUCGGAUCUUUUUAAUUUAUUUUGUAUUCCCAGCUCAAAGUAACUACUGAACUUUUACGCCCUCACCCUGGUGUGUCACCGAGUUUGUGUGUAUGUGUGUGUGUGUGUGUGUGUGUGUGUGUGUGUGUGUGUGUGUGUGUGUGUGUAGUCAAAAGAAAAGUGAUGAAACAUUUGCUGCAGUGGACAGUUCCAAAAGACAGUUUUUAUUACUCUUUUACUUUCUGCUAAUCUGUGUUUCACCUUUGAGACAACAGUGCUUUGAUUUGCGUGUGAUGAUAGUGUUACAGCCAGGAAAGAGAGUAGGUGAGCACAAACUGUUGUUGUUGUUAUGUAAUUAUAUUGAAAACACUAGAUUUUGAAACUUUUUGAAGAAACACCAAGUGUAUUAGAUGAGGAAGCAAAAGGUGAAAACUACACUGCAUCAAAAAUUUUAGUUUUUGUUUUGUAUAUUUGCCUAAUCUAAAGUGAAAGCUGACAUUCUAUGAAUUAGGUCCGUUAAAAUGAAACUGAUGUUAACAGUCUUGUACAAUAGUUUGACAAGUGUGAUCACUCUGAAAGAGCUGUUACUGGCUUAGAUGUGUGUAUCAUUUGCUAGCAGUUGUCAGUGCUGCAUUUAAAACUUUCUCCAAGGAAAGUGCAACUGCACUUGCAAGAGCACUGCAUAAGACUAUUGGGAGGAUUGAAAUGACAUUCAUUUGACCUGCCAUUACUUUGUGCUCUCAAUUACAGUAUCAGAUGGUGCAUGAAGCUGUCAGUGAAGUUCAAGAAAUUGCAAAUUUGAAGUGCACUUUGGAGUAUGAAGUUUUAGACUGGGAUGUCAUGCAAUGUCUAGUUGCCUGCCCUAGUGAAAUUGCUAUGGAGCUUGUCUUGUUACAGAAAAUGUGCAUUCAUAUAUUUAUUUUGGGUGAAUUUAUGCAGGGUUACAGGUGGCUCUGUUUAGGAGGUUGGAUUAUCUGAGCUGUAGGAUCACUUCUUUCUCUUACCUAGUUAGUUCCAUGAAUUUACAUGCAGACAACUUUUCAGCCUGUAAAAUAAAUAUUUUCUAGAUGA